GAUAAAUCUAGUGGAAUCAUUUAAAGUAGACAUUAUUUUACUAAUAUAUUCGUCUCUGUUAAGAACGACUACACCGGAACCCUUAUCUGGACGAAGUAGCAUUAUUGUUUCAUCUUUCACAAGUUUUUUUAAAGCUAGUUGGUGAUCUUUAGUCAACACUUUCGAUUGUGGGGUUGGUGUCGUUAUGUACUGGUUUGUAAUGUCAACUAGUUUCGAUUUCAACCAACUAUGUUUUUCAUCGUUCAUGGGUUUCAGUUCUGACAACUGUUGAUAUAAAUACUCAAACUGGGUUUCAGUGUCUAUUCUGUUGCAUUUUUUCGGAAUGUGAAAUUUAAAUCCAAGGGAGAGUGAUUCAGUUUCAAUUCGAGUUAGUUUUUUACUGGAUAAAUUGUGUACGUAUUUUUCUGGAUUCGUAGAAAAGGCGUUAUGUUUUUGUUCUUUCAUAAGGGUUUUGGUUAAUGUCUUUAGGAAUUUAUGACUGGUUUUGGGCUGAACAUCGUGAAUGAAAUUCAUGAGUUUGAUUCUGCAUACAAUGUUUAGAUCCAUAAUAAUUUUGUCAUAACCGAGUGAUUCUGUUUUAAGUUUUGAGAUAAGUUCCUUGGUACAUUCAAUUUGAGAUUUUGUGACGCGUCGAAGAUUUUUUAAGGAAGGAGGUAUUUUGCAAGCACGGACAGCUUUAAUAAUAUGACGAGGAAAGCAGCCAUCAUUCAAGCAACGUAACAGAAACUUUAAUCUUGUUGUUUCUCUCGAUAUCCUCUUUAAUUUUAAUUUAGCUGAAAGAAGUUCAAUCUUUACCAAUGAUUCGGAACUGGCUGCACAUAGUAGUCAGUCCACGUUGAAUAGUACCAGAAGUUCUCACCAUUCUAGUACUCAUUACAGCAGUUCAUUUCAUAUUCCUUAUCGAAAUUCCAAGUUAACAUGGCUGUUAAGAGAUUCUUUGGGCGGAAAUUCACAUACCACAAUGAUAGCAACUAUAUCACCCUCUUACAAACAUUACAACGAAACGUUGAAUACUCUACGCUAUGCUCAACAAGCCAAGUUGAUCAAAAAUGCACCCAAAGUGAAUGAGGAUUCAUGCACAACUUAUAUAAAACAACUGUUGAACGAAAUUUCGACACUGAAACAAAGGCUUUAUGAAAAAGAUUAUUGUACAGUUGGAAGAUAUUUAGAUCAUACUAAAAGUUUAUACAAACACAAAUCACUCCUCCGAAAAUCCAGUUCAGAAAGUUCAAUGCAAAAUCAAGCCUUUUCAAACAAUUUGAACGAGUCCUCAGAUUUCAAAGAACUUCCUUUACAAUGCAAAUCUGCAAAAUACCAAGAAAAUAACAUUGAUAUUCUAACUACAUCAUAUGGAAAGUAUGUACAGCCAUUCAAAACUCAAAAUUCUGAUGACAAAAUGAUAUAUUCUCAGAAAUUUAAUGGUCACGACCACCAGCAUUCCGACCAACAACAACACACCUGUCAACAGCUUUAUGAUAGUCUAUCAUCAUUGACUGUGGAUCAAAGUACACAAACUAUACAAGUGGAAGAAUAUGAAAAAACUUGCUUUGAUUAUCUACAUAGAGUAGAAUUAUUGAAUUUCUUCUGUAAUCGUAUGAAUAGAUUUCCAUCCAAGGAAACAAUGGAACAACACGAUAGGUGUGCAGCCACAAUUCAUUUGACUAACCUGCCAGAAAGUCUUUUGAAUUCCGGCAUAGUUAGUAACACGUCAGCUAAUUUGCAUAUAUCUAACUAUCCUAAUCUGUUGGAUAGAGAUUCAGUUUAUCAUAAAUCAACUGCGAAUUAUCAGGAUGGUCAAAACAGAUCCAAUGAGAAUGAUGAAACUGAUGAAAUGCUUCUUAAAGCUAGAUCAAUGUCCUCUGGUGAUACUGGUUCUGAAAAUUAUGAGGAGAAAGAAGAUACAAGAGAUCAUUUCAAUUUUGAUCUAAGUAAGGAACCAAGCAAGAUUUUCGCACUGAAGCAAGAUUUUUCUGAAGGUAAAAAAGCAAUACAGAAGUUUCAGUCUCUGAGUGUUCCAACAUCAACACCUAAACAAAUUUCUAAAAUCAAUGAACUACGAAUGAGAAGAAAGCUAUUUCUAAGCAAAUUAAGGAAUGUUAGUUAUUCUUGGAGAAUGUCUGCCAAGAAAAGAUCAAAAUUCACAGACAAAUUCAGCAAAUGGAUGAACUUUGACAGUAAUCCUAAGCAAAGAAUAAAAAAUACAGUGUCAAAAACGUUCGAAGGUAAAAAUGCUACUUCAAUGUUUCCAUGUAAUCAAUAUCACCUUACAAAGAUAAGUAAAUGUACCAACCUGAAUUCAUCCAUCAAAAGUAGUGAAUUGACUGCUUCCCUACUUUCGUCUACAGAUUUACGACUUACCCAUAGUCCAGAACUUACUAAAGGUCAGAAUGAAUAUGAUGUAAAAAAUGUGGAACAUAAAUCUCACAUAAAACUUGAUCCAAGUUCAUUAACAACUCCAAACUUAGCUACCACAGCAUGUUUUUCGUCUCCGUCUUCUGAUAAGACUACUAUAUCUGAUUUACAGGACAACAGUGCAACAUCAGAACAGGUUGUUACAUUCAAUAAAAGCCAUAUAAAUAUACAACCAGCCCAAAACAGAAAAACAUACGAGUUCAAUGACAGCACAGAUAUAUCCUUGAAUUUGAAUGACAGUUUAGAAGAAUUUGAUGGUAGUGACACAAGUUUCGACUUAACAACUAGUAUCGAAGUAAAUAAAAAUGACGGAUUUUAUUCUGUUCAACCAAGCGAUAUUCAACGCACCUUCAACACAUCUCUUUCUUCUCCUUCAUCCAUACGCACGGAAGAUCUUUCUCUUGAAGAAGAAGCCCAUGACUUGAAGAGUAAAAAUGAACAUUUUCAUGGAAAAAUGAUCAUUGGGACGAGCUCCUUGACAAGAAAGGAGAAAUAUGAAGACCUACUUACGAAUAUAGUAGAUAAAUCACAAGCUUCUGAAGAAGAAUGUCCCUGUACCAACAACAGCGACUACAACCAAUUAGUCGACAAAGAAUUUUCCACAACUGUUCAUUUUAAAGCUAAUUUAUUAAACAAGAAUAAACGGAGAGAAAGCCAUUUAUCUAACGGUUACUUAUCACCUUCAACUGGUGAUAAUGAAGGCUACACAAAAAGUAGUGACGAUAAUUCGAAAAUAAAACAAUAUUCUAUACUAAAGAAACAUUCCAAAUAUUCUACUAAUGUUAACUCGCAUUUACUCACCCUUCAGCAAUUAACAACUUCAAGUUGUUUAACUGCUGAAAACGUUCAAUUAGUUAUGCCACGCAUAACUGAAUUACUCCAAUCAGACGUGUUACGAUCGAACAUUGAGUUAUUUGGAAGAUUCAAGACCAUACAUUCACGUAUGCAAGAGGUGAUUUCUUCUAACAACUCAAAUUCCAUGCUACUUCUAAGUCUCAAUGAUCGUCAAACUAUUUAUGAUGGUCUACUAGCCAUCAGUUUAGUUGACAAAGAAACACCUCAAACACCAGUACUACAUAUGUGGUCGGAUUCGAAAUUGACUAAAACAUUGAACACGCUUCAGUAUGCACGCGAUAAUUUAUUUUCAUCAGUUCAUAAACAUCAUACCGUUAUUGACGAUAACAAUUAUAAUAGUAGUGAUAUUAUAAUUAACCCUCAAGAAUUCGAUCAAAUCAAAACAACAUUAUUGGAGAUAACUAAAAUAAUUAAAACAAAUGAAAAAACAUCAUUUUUCCAGGAUAAGCAAUACCUGUCUGAUAGCAUUGAAGAAGUUAUUAAUUCCUUAGAAAAGAUAGAUCCCAAUAUUUCGUAUAAACGAAAUUCUCAAGUAAAUUCAGAAAUUGUUCAACAUUUGGAGAACAUGAUUAGCUUAAAUUAUGGAUUAAUUAUUACUCAUGGCAUAGAAGCUAUAAAACAAAAUGUUGAAAGAGAAUUUCCAAACAAUCGAUGCGCGUUAAAAAGGCAAACUGCUAUUGAUAUUGUAACUGCUUUACAGCUUUUUGAAAAUGAAUAUGAUAAUUCUGUUACAGCUUCCAUGACUAGUGAUAAUAAAAUUCAAAAUAUACCCAACAUUGACCACUUAAAGUACAUUCAUAAAUCCAUUAAAAAACAACUAUCAACAAGUGAAACAGAUUGUUUUGUAGAUAAAAAUAUUAUCUGUCAAUCCAGUGAUAUACGUUUAGUUGAAGAAGUUUUAACAAAUCAUUUCAAUAAAAUUAAUCAUUGCUUAAAAAUAUCCUUACAGAAAGAACCAAUCAACCUUGUAAACACAGGUCCUAAAAUUCCUCAAACAACUCAUGGAAACAUAGUAACAAGAUACCAAAAUGUUCUCACUCCAAUCAGUGAAUAUUGUACUUCACAAACGAGUCCAUAUGAAAUAGAUUCAAUUUCUAAUGAAUCCAUUGUUAAACAUAACUUGGUUUCUAAAAAGCAACAACUAAACAAUAUUUUAAAUCAGAUGAAUCAAACUAUAAUUGUUCGCUCAAAUGAAGAAAAUAAAGGAAUAUUAGACAAUUUUGAUAACGUCUCAGUACCCUUUGGAAGUGAGCUUCCAGAUUUAUCUACUUACACUGAUGAUACUCAAAGUAAACAUGACGAAAAUAGUACAUUUUCUGAUCCAAAUUCAUCUUGCAUCACUAUGUCAGAGCAAUCCGAGUUGGAAAAGGAUUUAUUUGUUGAUUCUUCUGUGAUAGCACCUAUUAUCAGUUAUUUAAAAUCAAAAUUACUUGAAAAUAGAGUGAAUAAUUUAAAUAUGAUUAAUGAUCAUUAUUCUGAUCAUACAAUAAACGAUGUCCAACAAGUAAGUAACUAUUUAGUUAAAUGUCUGAAUACAAAUUCUGAAAAACCCGUCAGGCUUAAUAGUACACACAUAAAUCUUCUAAAUAAAUUAUUCAUUGCAGAUCAGUCAGCUUACAGUUGUAUUUUGAAAAAGCAAUUAGACUUAUGCAUAAACUUGAAAGAGACAACUAACUCAGAGUUUGCUUCAGAAAACUUGCCAAUAGUAAAUGAAGAGCUAUAUUUCCUUAUUAGCAAUUUAAAAGACAAUGAAGACAUCAUUACGAAUACAUCAUUUGUUGAAAGCUUGUGUACAGCUGUGACCAAGUAUCGUUUGCCUAUUUUACCAGAAACAUAUCCAUGUUUAUCAGAUAUUAUCAAUAAUCUGAAUCACAUAAAGCCGACUUUUAACAGUUCUUUAUUAUACAAAAGGAAAUUAAGCGAUGAAUUAAAACAAUUACUGGAAGCCCUACAAAUUGAAUUGCAGUCAGAAAAUAUGAUAAAUAAUGGUAGUUUAGCUAAACAUCUGUUUCAUUUUCCAAUAACCAUAAAUCCUGCAUCAACAUUACGGAACGACGAAAUUUUCCCAUCGAGACCAACAAUAUUUAUGCAAACUGUGAUAUCAUUAUAUAUUUUAGAUUUGUUUUGUUCUUUGCCUGAUGAAAUGAAUAAAUUGAUUUAUCUGUUGAGUAUACGUAGAAAUUUUCGGUCAUUAGUUGAUUUUUGUGAAUCACCAUCUAUGCACUGUUCACCAGUCUGUACAAAAUUGAAAUCACUAUUUAAGUUAUGUAUUUUACCGAAUGAAAGUGAACUGAAUGACCUAACUGUUGCCAAUGGUACCAAUAGUGUUAGUGUAACUCAAAUAAUCAACAACAUGUUACCAUCAAUUCAAGUUACUGUGCAGGCAACUAAAAUUAGUAACUCCUAUCAAAAUCAUAUGGAAAAUCUUCUACUACAAAUAAGAAACAAGGUUACCAGUGAAAGGCAUUACUUUGUAAAUGGGGAAAUGGACGAUAUAACGUGCGGGAUUCUUAUAACUUUGACUACCAUAUUCACAAAAGGUUUUAGAAUCAAUAAUCCACAUGAAAUUGCUACAACACUAGGAAAAUUUACCAAGUUUUAUCAUUCUCUUAUCAAUUCCAAAUGUGUAAAAAUGUCAGAAGAUGUCUCCACAUCAAUAUUAUCCUUAAUUUCAGGUGAAUUACACAGCGAGUCACUUUCUAAACGUCAUUAUCGAGUUGACCAGAAAAAUCUGGCAGAUUUGAAUCGUUCUAUUUAUGAAGCUGCAUCUGAUUGCCUUUUUGAGUUGUCAGAGUGCAAAAAGAUGAGAUUUCUUAAUUCACUCGUCCUCCUUGGUAUCUUACUUUCACAAAGACGUUUACAUUACAAUUUAACAGACUUUGCGUCGGCAGAAGCAAAUAUACUAGUCGGUAUACUCUUGCUUUUCCUAUCGAACUUUCAUGUUAACCUUCAAAAUACAUUUGUGAAUGUCACUAAAAAGCUGGCGAAAGCAAUUCACAACAUAAAUUCAUCGCUUUUAUUGUACAAAACUAGUUGCAUUUCAUUAGGGUUUCCACCAAAUUUUACACCAGUACUAGAUGCAUGGUUAGUCAAUCAAAAAUUACAGAUUGACGGAGUAAAAUCACUCGUUCCUUAUACAUCAUCUACUAACCAAUUAAAUCAUCAUUUAGAAACCUGUAAUAUAACAUCAUCUGAAGCGACGGCUGAAAAACCUUUGGAAUACAAACAUAGGAAAGAAGAACUAUUAUUUGAAACUUUCGUCGACCAUAACUUUUAUUUACAUGUCUUAACGUUAGAGGAAAUUCUAAGUCAAUCAACAACAGGUCUACCCUGUACAUUGAAAGUGAAACCACAAAACUGUAAAUUCUUUUUAAGUUGUUUGUCUGGCAUUAUUGCUUCUCCUAUGUUAAUACCCACUGAUAUGGGGAAACUAACACUACAAAUCAUACAAGAAAUUCAUUCUAACAAAAUUUAUAAUGGUUAUGAGAUGAAUGAAGAAACUUCAAAGAAACUUAUUAAUUAUUGUGAACGUUUAGCAAAUACAUUAAAAGAGAAAUGUAUCAAAUCUGAAAGCUGGAAAAUCGUAAAUUCAAGUACAUGCCAAACAGAUGACAACGAUGAAGUUCUUGAUUCCAUACAAUAUACUAUAAAUUCGAAUAUACUUUUUAAUGUAGUUGAAAAUAAAAUGAAACCAACAACGUGGCUUGCUAUGACAUAUAAAAAAGAAAGUUUACAUAGAGUUGCGGAUAAAUGUAUACCUUCAGAGGUUUCCCUUCUUAACGAGAAAGAUUAUUUAGGAAUUCUUCAUAACUCCACAACUAUUAAUAACUUCAGCGAUCAAAUAGUUUUAUUUACACAUAUAAAUAGAUUGAAAGAAAUUCUUGAAAGCACAGAUCACAGUGAAAUUUGUUCAUUGAAUGGGGAAAAUACAGAAAGUUUAUUCUGUAUGCUCGAAUUUAUUAAAACUCAAUCAGAUAUCAUAAAGAUACUAAAAAAAGAUCAGGACUUCCUAAGUUUAAUUAAAUUAAAUGUUAUUCAAAACUGUGUAAAUUCUACUCCAUUUUUUCUCAAUUCAAAAAUUAAAAUUAAACUGCAAAAUAUUCUUCAAAAAGUAUGUUAUGCUCAGUUCAAUAAUAUUGAAAACACGAUAUUAGAUCAUCUCAGGGGCUUAUGUUUGCCGAAUGACGUACCGUUUAGUGUUCAAUCUCUAAAUAAUUUAAUUCUUGGUCAAGUGUCUAUUAUGGCACAUUCAAAACAACUAAAUAUAUCGACUGAUCAUAUUGAUUUGCUGCGUGAUUAUUUUCUUUCUUUUCAACACUCUAGAAAUGUGAAUGGGUUAUGCAAACAAAUUGUACCUUUUACUAAUUUUUUAUCAAAUAUCAUCAAUAUUUCUGAUAUUACUACUCUAGAAAACCAUAAUAAGAAUAUUCUAUAUUUAAAGCUGGAGGAAUAUCAAGAAUUUUAUAAUCGAAUUAGAACAAGUAAAGAUAUCGGUAAUUCGACAUUAGCAUACGAAAUUUUGUUUAAGACUAUUGAACUUGAACAUUUAUCACGAUCAUACUCAUUGAAAAUCCAGUGUAUUCCAGAAUCUUUAAAAUGUUCAUUAAUUAGUUUGUUAAUUUUAGGUGAACAAUUUUUCCCGCUUGCUCUUAAAGUGGAGGAACAGAUUCAUUUAGAUUGUAUAAUAGGUCAGCUUGACGAUAUAAGAAAUGAAUUAGUAGAUACAGGCAAAGUAGUCAGGCCUAUUACAGUGAUCAAAGUUGCUGAACAUCCGGUUAUGUUAGGAAAAGUAGAACCGUUUGAGGGUACAUUAUUAGUUUCCAGCGUAAGCAGCCAACAUCCAUUUUUGAAUACUACUGCUUCAUUAGUUCCCAAAGCUAACAUAUUAGAAACUAUUGAAAAACCAUGCAAUCAUCAAUUUCAUGAAAGACCAUUAAGUACUGAGCUGAAUGUUAAUGAAAAUGAGAAAGAAUGGAAGAUUCCAACUAUUAAGAAGAUGACUGAUAAAUAUGACAGUUCAUUUACAUCUCAAACUUCCGAUAACAUUGAAAAUUCAAAAUCCAAACCUUCUGAAAACAUAAACACAGCCACUUUGGUUCAUGAGAUUUGCUCAAAUGAACAAUUUAUGAAUCAGGUGACCUCUAAUGAAAUCCAAAAACUCAAUGAUAUUGACGUCAAAUUAACAGAGAAUAAUUUUCCAGCAAAAACGAUCAAUACAUCUGAAAUAUUAAGUCAAGAUAACACAAUUAAAAAGGAAAUAUUACAAAAUUCCAAAUUUUAUACUUCAGAAACAGAUAGUGAAACACAAGAUACUUUAGAUGUCGUUAGCAAAAACUCUGAUUACUUGAUUUCUGUUAUCUCAAGUCAACAGAGUGAAGACACAGAUGAACAGGCGACGAUUCACGAGCUUUUUUCAAAAUCGAUAGUAAAAGAACAAGAUAUUGACAUUAAAACAGCCUCAAUACUUAUUUCUACAAUACGAUCGUAUUUGAAACUGAAACCGUUAACUACAAUUCAAAUAACCUCAUUAUUUUCACUAUUGGAAAAUAUUAAUUCACAAUUAGAAAUAUUGGAAAGUGUACAAGAUGUCUUAUCAUUUCCAACAAUUAAACUGUCUUCCAGUGAUCUAAAACCAUUAGCCACAAUUUCUACUAGUAUUAAAUCUCAAAUCUCACAAGAAACUAUGAUAUCAUGUACAGAUUUGCUAAAUUAUAAAAUUAUCUACGAUAUUAUUUCCUACCGUACUUCAAUUUGGAAAACAGAAUCUGCGAUUGCCUAUAGUGCCUUACGAGGUCUGCUACCCUCAACCACCGCUUUCUCUAUAUCUUCCUCCCAUGAUUUACAUUCGUCUUUUAUAAAUUCAGUUUAUGACUCAAACUAUGAUGAAAAAGAGCUACUUAUAUUAGAACAACGUCUAUUGCACCAUUAUUAUUCAUUAGAGGAACAAGAAUCAUUUAUUCUGACUGAUGCUGAAAUCAAGUCAUGUAAACUUCUUCUCCGACAAUAUGAAUCUAAAAUAAAAUCAAGAAUUCUACAAGAAAUUAAAAAGGCAUUACACUUAGUUAAUCAAUCAAAUGAAUACAAUUCUGAACAAGAAGAAUCAUUUUUUAAGAAUGUCUACUACUUAUUUUUGAUAUGUUUACCGAAUUUAGCCAUAGACAAUGCGGAGUUCCUACAAAUGCUGAUUAACUUAUUAGUAAUACAUCGUCUUAUUUAUACCUCAAAAAAUUAUGCACACUGUUUGAAAAUAAUUUUUAAUUCUUAUGAUGUUUUGCACUUUUUUGAGAAACAAAGUUGCUUGAGACAUUUCUUUGAGGUACAGUCUUCCAGUCUUUCAUCAUCAUCUAAACAUUAUACGAUUCUUUUCGCGAAAAUCUUGGAGCGUUUUGUGAACUCUACAAUAUUAAAUCAAAGCUUAUCUUCCAUAGAUAUUUUGCUACUAGUAAGUCUGCUACAAAGAAUCCAAUCAAACAUAAUAAAUGAUGUAGAAUUAUCAUUCCACUUAAAACACUUAAUCACUAGACUGCUAUAUAUUUUUAUUACAAAUCAAAAUAUUUUCAUGGAUAAACUCAGUAAACGUUUACUAAAUGAAUUAUGUGAACGACUAAAAUCAGAGUCAAUAGCUAUGCGAGUACGUAUAUCUACUGAAGGUUCUAAAUCCUUAGACAUAAUUAAAAAAGAUAUUAAGUGUAGUCAGUCAGAACACUAUCAUUCAGUUUUUAGAUCUCUUGAAACAGUUUUAUUUAAUCCAAUAGAAGUACUAACUGAACCACUAAGAGCUAAGCAAAUAGCUUAUAUAAUCAAAAAUUUAAAUAGUUUCGGAUAUUGGUUAUUGGAACAACCAUAUAUUGCUCAAUCUAUUGAACAAAGCCUAAGUACUCUUUGUGACACCAAUUUACAUAAAAAUACAUCAUCUAAUGUAGCGAUUAUUUUUCAAUGUAUACAAGUAAUGAUGAACCACUUCAACAAAAAUGUCAUUGAACCGUCAGUAUCUCAGGUGAUGAAUAAAGAAGAUGCUGCAGCUCUUAGCACAUCACUUUCAUGGUUUUUGAGUGGAAAUUUAGAUUUCUUGAGUGAUAUUGUUGAUAAUUCUUUAGAAGAAAGUGUCUUUAUAAACUCACCUGAAUCUUGGACUAAUUUAAUGCUGCUACAAUUGUGGUACACUUCCAUAGCUUGCACUCAUCCACUCUGUCAUACUUCACAACAAGCUCAUUCAAUAUUUACUUCAGAAUUAAUAAAAUUAACAAGGCUUGAAGUUAAUCGCUUAAUUGGAUUUUGGAAACCUCGUUUAGAUUUAUACUCACAAAAACAAAGAACAAUUAGCAUUCAGAGGCUUUCAGUCAGCACAGAGUGUGACUUAACUGCUGAAAUGACUAAUCAAGAGUUAAGCAACGCGAUUCAGUUAUCAUUGUUAAGUGGACAACUCAAUGGACCACGAAGCGCUUGGAUAUGUGUAAAUGUUUUAGAUGAGUUACAUAAUGAGUGUGAACACGAGUUAAUUAGUAUUUCGAAUUCAGAAAAGGAAUCAUUACGUUACGCUUUAUGUUCAAACACCGUAGUCAAUUCUUGUGAAUCAAUUCUAAAUACCGAUAUCGUUGCAUCAUUAGUUUACCUGAACUCUUUUUUAUCUAAAAUAUCUUCAUUAACAUAUUCAGAACAUCCUGAAUUAGUUCCUAUUCAACCAAAUGAAGCAGCUCCCUUUGCCUCCAGUAUACAAAAUAUCUUAAAAUUUACGCAUCUGGAUAUACACACACCACAUUCUUUUCAUCCUCUCAUGGAAACUGAAUACCACCUGUGGAUUUCAUCAGCAAAUCUGAGAACUUCAUGGAUUUCAAAUUUUGAAUCUCGUUUAAUAGAUGACUUAAAACAGAAGGCGUUACAAAUAAUAUUUCAAAAUAUUCGAAUUGAAUUAAUUAAUUUACUGAAUGAGUUUGAUGAAGAAAAUUUUAUAAAACCAAACUUAACACAAAUACCAAUCCAACCAAUUAACCGAAAAAGUCUUUCUCAAUUACUAAGGGUUUCUUUAUUAUUAAACCGGUAUCCUGUAAGACAUACAAUAACUAUGUUAAAUCAUUUCCAGUAUCUUCAUGACAUAUCAUGCUCAGUACUACCAGUGCAAACAGUUUCUUAUUUAAGAUACUUUGUCAGUUGUAUGUUAACAAAUCAGUAUAAUCAUUCGCAGCAUAGUUACAGUGAAACUUCAGUAGACAUAACAUCUUUAAUAAAUUCAUUUACUAUUGACAGAUUGGAUAGUAUUCUCAUAAACUGUUUUUUCCACGAAGACAUUUUUGAUCCAAAUCUACCCCAAGAUUUUAUACCAAUCAUACAAACAUCAUUAGUAUAUAGUAAUACUUGUGAGGAAUUGAUAAACUUCUUGAAUAUAUUGCCAAGACAUUGUCGUCAAAAUUUAAAUACCUAUUUGUACCAAUUGUUUUGCACAAAUCUUCGCAAAUACACAGAUCGUCUAUUGAAAAUUAUAAUGAAGGGUGAAGAAUACGCAGAGCCUGAUAUUAACGCUAAUAAACUAAUUCCAUUAUGGCUUCAUUUCUUAAAAUAUCUAAUACCGAAAGAUGUUGAAAAUCAAAAUAAACACAGUGAAAUAUUAUCCGCUACAACAAUGUCCGUAGAUGUAAGACCCCUGUCUAGCAUUGGUGUACAAAAUGAAAGAUUGAAGCAACUGCUUGCUGUUGACCUAAAUGAUUUGAGCUCAUCUGAAUUAAUACAGUUGAUCAUCGAUUCAGAUCAGUUUAAUCAUAAUUUGAUUUAUUCAAAGGUGUACCAUGAAGAUUUGGAAUUUAUACCAUAUUUAAAAUAUUAUCUAUGUAAUAGUUUAAUCGGUAAAUUAUGCAGCUAUUCACAUUUAUUCAUCGAAAAGUCCUUCCCUCAGACAAUUUUAAACAUAUCUUAUGGAAAAAUUGCUAUGAAGUUAAAGGAUAAUAUAAAUAAAAUCCCCAGUAAUUUAUCAUUAGACAAUGAUAAUACAAAAGUAUGUUCACUUAAAAUUAAUCCAAUGGAAUCAACCAAUGAAGUAGGUGAAAGGAAAUCUGAUAUAAUUUCUGAUAAUUUGACUAACUUUUCUAGUUGUGAAGAUUUACUAUAUCCAAUGGAAGAUGUAAGACCCGAAAUAAAUCGUCUCAAUCAUUUAUUAGCUAUAAACAGUUUACAACCAAAUGAAAUGUCUGCAAUUCUAUCAUCCAUAGUUAUUCUACGUGACGCAUCAAUGCAUUUACCAUCAAAUUUAAGUGAAUAUACACGCUUUUCAUUGAAAGAAGAAGAUGCUUUAAACAAAUUACAAAUGUUGAUCGACCAAAAGACAAUUGUUAAACUUGAUAAACAAUUAAGACACACUUUAUUAUUACUGAGCCAACGUUUGGGUCUUCUAGCAUUACAGGCGAAUAAAGAUUUAUUGCGUACAGGUUUAGAAAUAUGGUUAAGCGCCUCAUUGGAUAGUGAGCUGAUAUUUACUAAGCAACAGGUUCAACAAAUCUACUAUGCUUUAUACUUAGCAGAGCAAAUAAACAAUCAAGAAUAUAAAUCACAAACGGAUUUUUACGAUACAUUUGAUUUAGUUGAACAAGUUAUUUUACAGUUAAAGCCACUUGUUAAUUCUAAAUUCGGUGCUGAAAUCAAAGGUCCUCAUAGUUUAUGUCCAAUCGUAACCCUAUUCAUAGAGAAUGCACAACAGUUAUUAGAGCAAGUAACAUAUUCCUGCAAAGUUUCCACCAAUGGAAUUUCAAAUCAUUCAUUUGAUAGGCAGAAGACUACAGCUGAAAACUUAUGGAAACUAAUUAGUUGUCAAUCACCGGAAGUUAUAGAAAAUGAGCUGAGCAGUUCCAUUCAUACUCAGUUAAUAAAUAGUUCAGAAGAUAUAACGGACGCUGAAAAAUCAUCUAAACAAAUCAGUAAUAAACCUUGUAAAACACUAAAAAGACGUCCUGAAAUUGAUGAAUGCAAUAUACUUCAAACCAGACAAUCUUAUGAUCGUAGUCUGAGUUAUGGAGAAAAUGACCAUUUUCAGUUGAACAGCCAACUUUCUUGCGACAGUUCACUGUCAUUACUUGCUUUAUAUAAUGAAGAAAAAAGACGUUUGUCGAGUUGGGAAGAAAUGACUGAGACACGUCUGCGCAAAGCAUGUGAAAGGGUAGAAAAUUUAUUGGGAGCAAUUCCUAAACAUGUUUAUCUACAGAACAAUUCUGGUCAUACAGUCACACAACUUAGAGAAGAGGUAGUACUGUUGAAAAGCCAAUUACACACUAUGAUAAAACAAAAGUUUUUGAAAAAAGAUAAUCUUAUUUAUUCAAGCGAUGAAAGUUCAGUGUUAUAUAAAAAAGACCAGCGGAACUACUUAUUCGAUGGUUCACUAUAUACUCAAGAAAAUCAAUCCAGUUACCAAGGAAAACUCCAUUUUGACUAUAUUCAAUUGUCAGAACGUGAUACUCGCAGACCAAAAACAUCAGUAAAUGGUAGACUGUCAUCUAGUACAUGUUCACUGAAGACUUUUCCAUCUUUAAGCCAACGCAUAAAUCAAAAUUAUUUGGUUUCAUGUAAACCCGUAACGCCGAAUCAUGUUUUCUCUUCACCAUCAAAUGUCGAUAAAAGGAUUUUACAGAAUUCAUUUGACCGAUUAAAUGAGCUAAUUGAAAUUCGUCGAGCUAUUGUCUCUGGAUCCAGAGAAGAACUACGUAGAUUAGGAAUACAUUCUAGUUUAUCAAUACCUUAUUACAAGCCCUUUACACUAAUUCGUCCACGUGACAACAAAUCAUUUGGUUUGCUUGGCAGUGACAGUCACGAAGAUUGGUUAUCAAGUAAUCAGCGAAAUACUGACAGGAAACGUAAUUAUACUACCCAUCUUUGUAGAUCCAAGGAUGAGUAUUCGAGAAGUAACCAAGCCAUAGAGGACUUGGAAAAUAAAUUAGGACAACUUGAAGAACAAAUACUACCUCACAGAUUUAACGGUUCGGUUGUACAGUAGUUUAACAAAACAAAUAAUUUUAUUCGACUGUUAUAUCUACGUUUAAUACAACUAAACACUUUAAUUUGUAUAUAAAACUAGUAAAUAACUACGAAUUCAAGCACUGAAUUCAUGGAAUAAUUGGGACGUUUUUGUUUUGCAAGUUACUUUAAUUUGACUUUUUUUAUUCGACAUACAACUAAUCAUAUCGGUAAUGAUUUUUAUGUAUAAUUAAUACCAGUCCGACUGCUCAUUUAGUAAAAAAAAAACAAAGACAAGAUGCUCAUCAGUUCAUUGUUUUUCAAUACAAACAUUUUAACUAUUGAAUAUACAUUUCUGUAACUUUUACAGUGAAAACAAUUUAAUCGAUAGCAUGUAAACGUUAGCUCUGUUUAUUCAAUUUGUCACCAAUAAUAAUUUCAUGGGUACCAUUACACCAUAUCAGUAUUUUUUCUAAAGAAGUUAACUUAUUUUUGGAACCAUUUUGUACAUAAUAUUAGUAAUUAUUACUAAUAAUAAAUCAAAAGACCCAUAUAUUUCA
Molecule: messenger RNA, 14759 nt
Organism: Schistosoma haematobium
Lineage: Eukaryota; Metazoa; Platyhelminthes; Trematoda; Strigeidida; Schistosomatidae
Exons: 11
Coding region: 962-14239 (4425 amino acids)
Biological process (GO): microtubule-based movement
Molecular function (GO): microtubule binding; ATP binding; microtubule motor activity
Source: RefSeq, a predicted model, not a curated record